UCGGCUAUCACGUAAGGAAAGUGUCGUCCCAACAAAUUUAUUGCGCUUAUCAUGUCUACAGAUGCUUUCAUCGAAAAACUUAAGGCUCGCUUAGCAGCCGUUGAUCCGAACGCACCGCGCAAGGUGGUCGGUGUAUUCCAACUGAACAUCAAGACCGCAACCGGUGUCGAGCAAUACAUUAUCGAUCUGAAGCAAUUGAAAGCGGAUACGGGAGUUGCUGAUAGCCCGGAUGUCACCCUCACCAUUGCAUUGGAGGAUAUGCAGGCCAUUAUCGGAAAGACUCUGACCGUUAGCGAAGCUCUGAAGAGCGGUAAAUUCGAGGUGUCCGGAAAUCCCGAACUGGCUGCCAAGUUGGGCGAAACGAUCUAAAUUAUUCAAUAAAGAAGUUUGA
Armigeres subalbatus is the source of this 391-nucleotide messenger RNA. RefSeq names its product peroxisomal multifunctional enzyme A-like. Gene Ontology annotation, cellular component: cytosol. The coding region runs from base 52 to 369 and encodes 105 amino acids. The transcript is spliced from 2 exons. NCBI's taxonomy places the organism in Eukaryota, Metazoa, Arthropoda, Insecta, Diptera, Culicidae. The record is from RefSeq and is a predicted model, not a curated record.